This is a messenger RNA of Dalotia coriaria, 898 nucleotides long. It is a transcript of the gene NC2beta, whose product is annotated as negative cofactor 2beta. Gene Ontology annotation, cellular component: negative cofactor 2 complex. Gene Ontology annotation, molecular function: TBP-class protein binding; protein heterodimerization activity; RNA polymerase II general transcription initiation factor activity. The transcript has 2 exons. The record is from RefSeq and is a predicted model, not a curated record. NCBI's taxonomy places the organism in Eukaryota, Metazoa, Arthropoda, Insecta, Coleoptera, Staphylinidae. The coding region runs from base 257 to 778 and encodes 173 amino acids. Gene Ontology annotation, biological process: negative regulation of transcription by RNA polymerase II; RNA polymerase II preinitiation complex assembly.
CGCCGUCGGACUCACGACCAACCAGUACCCGAACCUGAUGUAAACAUGCCAAGCAAGGCCCAGAAUCAGGCCCAAAUCAGCUGUUAACACCAGAUAUUCACAAUACGAUAUUAGAACAGUAGGAAAGUUUAGAAAUACACCCCAUCACGCACCACAACCAGUAGAUAGAUACAUUACAUUACAAUAUUGAAGAAACCUUCAUCACCCACAAGAUUACUCCGGUUGACCGCCAUAUGCGCGUCAAAAGACAUCGCCAAUGAGCAACCCCAACACGUCCGGCGGCACUGCCGGAACAGUCGAAGACGAUGAGUUAACCCUUCCUCGUGCCAGCAUCAACAAAAUGAUCAAAGAACUAGUCCCGACUGUACGGAUAGCCAAUGAGGCACGUGAGUUGGUACUCAACUGCUGCACUGAGUUCAUUCAUCUUCUCAGCUCUGAAGCAAAUGAGAUUUGCAACCAACUGAAUAAAAAGACUAUUAAUGCAGAUCAUAUUUUUAUGGCACUAGAAAAAUUAGGAUUUACAGAUUAUCAAGCAGAAGCAGAGGCAGUACUGAAAGACUGUAAGGCUGUUGCAGCCAAGAGAAGGAGACAGAGCACAAGGCUGGAGAAUUUGGGCAUACCAGAGGAAGAGCUGCUCAGGCAACAGCAGGAGUUGUUCGCAAAGGCAAGGCAGGAACAGGCUUUUGCUGAGCAACAACAGUGGGAACAAUUGCAGGCAGCUGCACAGCAAGCACAAGCAGCUGUCCAGCCCAGUGAUGAUCAAGAUGAUUACUCCUAAUUCAGAAUUUUCUACUUAGAUUAAUUUCCAAUGCAAGGAUGUGCUGUUUUUAUUUAAUUUAUAAUCCGUAAUACUAUGACGCAAAUGCGAACUGGAAUAAAGUAUAACUUUUUGACAAAA